GUGAUUGGCUGGACCGGAGGACCGUCACAGUAGUGGGCGUGAUUUACUCGAUGUGGGUCAGUGUGCUCUUCCUGCACUCGUGUUCGCUGACUGCACAUUUCAGCCGACGUACAGUCACACACAGCCUGCAGACAUGGAUCUCGAACAGAUGGGUCCCCAAACCUUCCUGUACGGUUGUGAACUGAAAGCAGGCAAGGAUAUCACGUUUAAUCCAGAGGAUGAUGAUUAUGAUCAUCAAUUAUCGGUUAGAAUGGCCUGUGUGGAUCCCUCGACAAAAGAUGAAUUGAAUGUUGUGGAGAUUGAAGGACAAGAUUCAGAGGGUCAGAAGGUCAAGGCAGUUCUAGCAACACUCAAGCCUUCAACUCUCCCAAGUGUAUGUUUGGGUGGGUUUGAGAUCACGCCACCGGUUGUUUUCCGUCUGCGCACUGGUUCUGGUCCGGUUCACAUUAGUGGACAGCAUCUUGUUAUCAUGGGAGGAGAUCAGUCUUUUGAUGAGGAGGAGGAGGAGGAGGAAGAAGAGGAAACCGUGAUGACAUCCAAGAAGAGGCCAGCGCUGUCAACUCCAAAGCCUUCAAAAAAAAUGAAGAUGGAUGAGGAAGAUGACGAUGAUGAUGAUGAGGACGAUGAUGAUGAUGAAGAUGACGAUGAGGAAGAUGAAAGUGAAGAGGAGUCACCUGUGAAAGAAAAGAAAGCACCAGCGAAACCAAAGACCCCUACACAGAAUGGAAAAGGACCCAAACCCAGUACACCUGCUAAACAGACUCCACAAAAGGGCAAGAAAGAACAGACACCCAAAAUGCCACAAACACCACGGACUUUAGCCGAUAUCAAGUCCAAGAUGAUGGAGAGUGUAGCAAAGGGUGUGUCAUUACCAAAAGUACAGCUGAAGUUUGAGAACUAUGUGAAUAACUGCUUCAAAGGCACAGAUCCAAAGGUUGUUGAGGAGCUCUGGAAGUGGAGACAGACUGUCAAAUAAAUGAACUAAAACGCCUUUUAUUUUGCUUAAAUUAAGCCCCUUUCCCACACGAUUUUACUUUUGUUACCUGCAAUUUUAUGUUUGUUUGUCCCCAUACCUUUCAGUUUUUAUGUUAAAUCCGUGCCAUUCCUCGAAAUGACUUGAAACAACUUGACCUUGUUCAGUCUGCCUUGUCCUUACCCUCAGUCAUGUCAUUUGAGUGUGAGGUUAACUUGGCUGCAGUAUUGCUCAAUUAUGAAGCUCUGAUUUAUAUAAAGAUAUGUUGGUGGUGCCCGUCCAUGUUUUCUUUAAACUGACAUGGAAAUGUCUGCAUAGCUAUCUGGUUAGAUCUGUGAUGCGAUAAUGCAAUGUAUGAAUAGUGGGUUUCAGAAUGGCCUCAAUGUUUAAUUCUGGUAUUUCAGCAGCAGUUGAUAUUAUUUUGUAAUUGUCAUUCCCUGGAAAGAGUUAAAUGCCAUUGUAUGUUCAGGAUUGAAUGGUCUUCAGAUGUCAUCAAUGUAUUGUAAUGUCACAGACUUUGCAGCCCUGUCUCAACAGAAUCAGGACUCAGGACAUUUCAGAUGUGGUUCUGUUUUUUGACUUUCUGAAAUGUUUAAAUGCAAAUAAAGGAUAUAUUUCACAACUGAAA
Danio rerio (zebrafish) is the source of this 1601-nucleotide messenger RNA. RefSeq names its product nucleophosmin 1a (gene npm1a). Gene Ontology annotation, molecular function: identical protein binding; nucleic acid binding. The record is from RefSeq and is marked validated. NCBI's taxonomy places the organism in Eukaryota, Metazoa, Chordata, Actinopteri, Cypriniformes, Danionidae. Gene Ontology annotation, cellular component: nucleolus; cytoplasm; nucleoplasm.